Copidosoma floridanum is the source of this 5543-nucleotide messenger RNA. RefSeq lists its product as uncharacterized. NCBI's taxonomy places the organism in Eukaryota, Metazoa, Arthropoda, Insecta, Hymenoptera, Encyrtidae. The record is from RefSeq and is a predicted model, not a curated record.
CACAUAUAUCUAUACUUACCUAUCAUUUGAAAUCAGACUUAUCUCUCUCCAAAAAAUCACCAGUUUAUACUAAAGUUUUCAACUCGACGCAACUAAAACCAGUAUUUAAGUGCAAUUGUAGUGCCUUUCACGAACGAUCUACGUAAAGUUCAUUGGUGAUUUUGUUUAUUCAAACUGGCAGUACUGAGUUUCAUAACAAUCAUAAUUUGUAAAAUUGUGCAUAUAGACGUAAGGUUUAUGUAUGUAAUAUAGGUGUACAGCUCAGACAAGAGGAGAGAGGAGGAGAUUGAGGAGCAACUCUCGACUCUCGAGAUGAACAGAUGAUGAGAUAACGAGAGCCAGCGCUGAUAAGUAGGUGGUGUUAUUCUCCAAGUGUGUGCUCGUGCUAGUUACCUCACUCUCAGUGGUCGAGAGUCCAGCUGGUGGCUGUAAAGAAAAACUCUGUACACUCUUGUAUUUAUUUGUUAACAAUUGUUUGAAAUUUUUGUUCCAACAUUGCUGGACUGUUGCAUAUUUUUUACUUGUGCCUGAAUACUUGACCUACGAAUGCGAAUAUAGUAGAUAUGUGUCGUGAAAUUACUCAUUGAUGACAAAGGCAUGCAUAUACUUACAUAUAUUACGUGAAUUAAUGUUUGCCAAUUUUGCCACGCGUCUGAUCGUCUGGCUCUAGUGUCAUGGCAAUUUUGGAGUGAUGUAAAAAAACGGAGCAGCGCAGGUAAACGGCCCUUUUUCGAUAAAACUAUACUUACACCUGUACAGAGGUGAUGAGGCUUGCGCGUCAGUGGCCAAUUAUUCUUCGUUGUUUACAUUUUUUCUGUCAUUUUAUUUUUCCAAUCAGUGGAAUAUAUCAUGGCAGACAAGUGCAAGGAGUGUGGCUGCACAUGUAAACGAUGCAUCAAAAAUGAGAGAAAGCUCAGCGAUAUGCACCUGCAUGAGGAAAUAGAGAAUUUGAAGCAGUGUCUUGUUGAGAGGGACAACCACAUCUUGACAAUGGAGACGCAUUUUUUUAAUGAAGCUGAAAAAUUUCCCAAUGGAGAACUGGCAUCCUUGAAGGAGGAAAUAUUUGUCUGGGAAGACAAAUAUACCAGAUUGCACGAAGCGCACAAGCGUGUACAGAAAGUCAACCAGAGUCUUGAGGAUAAGCUAUUGAAAAUAGUUGACAAAUGUGAGACUGAGAAGAGUGCCUUUGCCAAGGACAUCGCUACUCUGUCCCAUAGACUGGCCGAGGCUAAUUACACCAUUCAUCAGUUAACUCAGGAUAAUGAAAAAUAUAGAAAUGAUGUUAAUCUUGCAAUUCAACUUCUCCAAUGCAAACCAUUAAACUUUGUUGGACAAAAAUACGAAUCGUUACCCCCUGAAGUCCAAGUUAAAGUCAGAGCCUACAUUUCGCAAAAAGGGCCUAAUAACAAUGAAGUGCCAAAUACCGAAUUGAGAAGUAUAACUGUGCCGAUAUCCACGUUCCCACCAACUGCUAUGGUUUACAAUAUCGCGAAACCAGUAACUACUAAGCUGGACUUUAGCAGUGACGACGACUCCAAGUCACCUGUAGAUAUAGUGUCUGCUGCUAUAAUGGCAAAAAUUUUAGAGGAAAGAGAAAAGGAUCGAAUUUUCGCACGCCAUUGCAACACUUGCUCGUGUCAUCGUAGUAUUUUAAAAGUCGACACCGAGAGCCAAACGGAGAUGAGCGAAGGUGCAAUUACUAGUACUAAAGAUUACUCUAAGAAAUGUGAUAGCAACGAGCUCAAGAAUCCGAAAAACGGGUCGAAAGACGCGUCGAAGCUCGAGAGCCGUGAUAUUAGUUCUAACAAGGGACGAGCACAGUCGAGCGACGUCAAUGUGAGAUACGGAUCAAGAGAAUCCGCGUGUACCAAUAGUUUUAGCAUCAAUGGCGACAACUCGAGAGCCGUCACUAAUCAUAAGUCAGAAGAGAAUAAUCAAAUAAACCUUAGAAAUACGAAUAAAUUAAGAAACGGUCUACCAAGAGAAGGUAAAGCGUCGGAGAAGCAAAAAAUUUUGGACGACCAAGCCAAGCUGGAUCUUAUAAAUCAGCGAUUGUGGAAGAACAGCGCAAGAACAAGCGCACAAGCUCUUCCACCGACCAAAGAAAGCCCUGUCCAGCUGGACGUGAUAAACGAGCGUACUUGGAGGUACAGUAGCAAUAAUUCCAGUAAAACUCCGGAAAAGCCAAUCGAGCCGGCGAGGCUGACGGUCAUCGAAGUGCGAAGCUCCGAUGAUCUGACCAACCAGAGCGAGAAGGUGCAGAUGGAAAUUACGACCAGUCCGAGCUUGAGCAACGACAGCAUGAUCAUUUCAUCAUCCGAUCCCUCAAGUCUUUCGAGCGACGUGGCUGUUAACCACAAUAAUCAUCAAACGGCCCACUCGAACAACAGUAGCAGCGACAAGAAAGAACGUCCGCUUAGCGGACCUCGAAACUGCCUGAUGCGAGUAACACCAGGCUCAAAGAAUGUCCUCCUGGACAACGUGGGUGCUUACCAAACUGUUUUGUACACCAGUGGCAGUAGGCCCAGUACGGCACUGGUGCACGUUCCGAAAUCCUCUUCACGCUCCGGUAGAUCCGCGUCGAUGAGUAGCGAGGAGAACGACAACACGCAUCUGCAGAGGGUCGCUCAGUGGGUAGACACCCUAUCGCACAACAGCAACAGUACGAACGAUACCAAUCAUAAUAACAACCAGCUACCCGAUGCCUCGUCCAUGUUGUCGUCCUCCGAUUCAGCGCAAGACCCGUUGUUAUUAAAUCCUAGACCCGUUGAACCCCGAAAGCCUAACAAUGCCCCGAUUAGUCAAGAAGAGGUCGAGGAGCAAAGGGACCUGAUGAGUUUCGAAGGCUUCAGCGACGACGAGCAUACCAAGUUUGCUCUCAACAACGAUAAACAAGACAAUAUCACCAAGCAGAUCGAGGAGACGUACAUGAAACUCGCGGCAGAUCUCGGCCCAGCGCCGGUUGUGCGGCAGGAUUACACGCAAAUCGACAUGAUGACCAUCGAGGAGUACAGGAGGGAACAGAAACGCUUGCAAAAGAGCUCGCAAGCCAAGUUUUCGUCGAGAACGUAACUGGGAGCGUGUCUCGUUCACGGUAUGCCCGUAUCCAAAUAGUUUUCCACUCGGGUGUCGUUGUCGAGGGAUCUGGUGAGUGCACGCUGCGUUCGUGACUGAUGAAUAAAUGCGCCAAAUUUUCAACGUUAGCCUAGCUAUGGAAUCAUUUUUUUUUUUUUUUCUAUGUCAAAACUGGAAAAAAAAUAACAUUCACCUCUAUUUUGUACUUCUAUUCUAACAAAAGGAUUUUUUUUUUUUUUUUUGUAUUGACCCCGUUUUCCUUAUGAUUCAAACUUAUGUUUGUUGGAUGUGUACAUACGUUUUUUCUGGGGUAUAGAUAAUGAUUUAACAUUGGAGUACAAACUGUAACUGUUUUCUAAACUUUCCAAACUCUAAGGACUCCUUGGUCCUUUUCAAUACAAACCCUUUACGUGUACUCUAAAGAUUUACUAAAAAUUUACGACUUUUCGUCUGAUUUUAAUUUCAGCCUAAACUUAUGCAGUAAUUGACAUUUUUUUGAUAUUCGUUAAAAACAUUUUUUAUUACAAUAUGUGGUUGAUGAAUUUACGAAAACAUAAUCUUGAAUCAGUUCCUGAAUGUUAUUCAUUUGUAGAAAAAUUAAAAAAAAAAAAAUAGACAGUAGUUAAAAUCUCUAGAACAUUAAUCGAAAUAGUAUGAAAAAAAUAUUUAGAAAUAUUUUUUUACAUUACGUGAAUACCUGCGUAUAAAUUCGAGUAAAUAUUUUUAAACACUAUUUCAACUAAUAAUUAUUAGAUUUCAGAAUUUUUUUUAAACUCUAGUAACGAAAAAGUACUUCCGUUAGGCUAUAUAUUUUUUAUAAUAAAAACAGUGGUAGCUUCACAUAUUAAAGAUAUAAAAAAAGAAAAUGUAUCUCUCUAUCAUUUAUUUUGGUAGUUUGAAAGCAAUCAUUUGAAAAUUUCUAUAUAAUCAAGUUAGACACACUUUGGCCUAUAAAUCGAUGGACUCGUAAUACUAUGGUGUUGAAACUAUAAUUAUAUUGUACGAAGCAGUAUUUCAUGAUGAUAGCAAUAAUGCACACGUUGUAUUCAAUCGCUUCAUAUAUAUUCGAAGAGCUUUUAUUUAUUCGUGUCAAGAAAAUAUCAAAUCAACGAUGACAUAAACGCGAUAUUUGUACGUGUAAGACUUUCAAAAAUUUUUCGUCGCUAUUGAUUCGAGUUAAUGAACUUUCUAGUGCUGAAAAUUCGUUGUGAAUUAUCUUAAGUGGCGAAAUUUUAAUGAAGUAAUAUCUUAGACAAUAAUUAUGCUUACCGAUUUAUAAGAGGUGCUAGAAAAAAAAAACAAAAAAAAAAAAAACAUUUUUUAUCCAAUCAAAAUCUAAAACAAAUUUGUUACAGCUUAAUGAAUUAAUUGAUGGUUGUCAUGAUAUAUACACAUUCAAGUAUUAACCAAUAAAUUAGCUGAAGCUCCGAGAGUGUUUUUGAUAUUCUCUUUUUGGGUACACUAUUAUUAAAUAUUCAAUUUUACGUGUGGAGGCAUGAUUUUUACGUUGGAACGUGAAAAUAUCUUACCAAAGAUGACAAGAAAAGAAAGCGAACCAAUCGCUAUUAAUUUAAAAGUACGUGCUUACGUUACACCAAUUUUUAAAACUUUCAUUGGCAUGAUUAUGUGGAAACUCGGUAGCAGUUUUCAGACGACCUCAUACCAAUAACUCUGAUUAUUUAUCCAUUUUUUCUUCGGAUUUUCACGCGAAAAUCAUGAACAUGUACAUAAUUUUGUUUAAAAUGUUUUCGAUGUAUUUUUCUGAAACCCGGACUACCCGUGAGUGAGAAGUUGAUGUGAACAUGUAUACACGAGCGUUCAUUGUAUUAAACGAUAACAAAAAUUGAUGUUGUAGCCAGUGAUAAUUUAAUUCGUUUACCGCGGCGAUAACGUACCUACUAUAUUACACACGCGUAUAUUUGCAAUGUUCUCACUUUAUUUGUGAACAUUGUAGUUCAAAACGUUUGCCAGUACAAGUAUACCACUGACAAUUUGAGAUACUAUAUGUAUAUGAUUGUACUCGAGUGUUUGGAAGCUUUAAAAAAAAAGUUGACAUGAUUUUCUAUUGUGUACAAGAAAAUAGAAAACGCAUACAAAAAACGAUGCCCAUCGCACACAUAUAUUAUGUAUAACGAGAAGGAAAAAAAAAAUAAAAAAUAAUGUAACAAUUUUGAUAAUAUGUAACACGUUUCGAAAACUAAAAACCCAUGGUACAUGUAUAAAAUAUAGCUGUACAUCAGGCAACGUAUGACUCGACGACUAGCGAAAACUUAUGUUUCAGUUGUAUUUUUAUACGAUUACUCGUUUUGGUGAAAGUAACGGCUGUAGUUUUUUAAUUUAAUCGGAAAAAAGAGGCAGAGCGUACACGUAUGUAUUCGUAUGAUUUUACGUUUCCAAUCGACUCGAAAAUGAUAUUGUACAUAUUUGAAAGUGUAUUGGUUUGAAAAAAAAAAUAAAUAAAUAAAUAA